This is a messenger RNA of Caenorhabditis briggsae, 609 nucleotides long. The transcript has 6 exons. The record is from RefSeq and is a predicted model, not a curated record. Bases 1 to 609 code for a protein of 202 amino acids. Lineage: Eukaryota; Metazoa; Nematoda; Chromadorea; Rhabditida; Rhabditidae.
AUGGUAGAGAUUGUUCCCUCCUCAACCAGUUAUCCAUUUCCGCUAUGUGCAUCUCCAUUCAAAGGAAAAAUUGCAGUAGUUGUUGAGAUGAAAAAAGAUGACGCCGAAAUUCAGCUAGCCGCGGCGUUUGUCAAGAAUUAUUUCUACAACUCUCAAAACUACAACUUUGCCGAUGUUACGCAGGCUAUCAAUGUUCCAUACGGUAGCACUGAUCAAUAUGGAACAAAUAUAUUGAAUUUCGGUGAUGCUAAAAGCUUGGCAAAUCUGCAGAAAAAUCUCGAUGAUCUUUACAACAACUCUACUUUGACAAGCAUGCCAGCAGUUGCAGACGGGCUUAAUUGGAUUGCAAACAACAUUGAUUCUCCAGCAGCUGGCUCAAAAGCGAUUGUUAUUGUUGUUGGUUAUAACCCCGACGUUAAUGAAGAAGCUACUUACUUUGCUAAAAUGCCCUUGACAACAGCAGGCUACCAGUUUUUGUCUGUAUCCGUUGGAUCGGGAAAUUUCGAGAGCAUAGCUGAUAAAAAAGAAUGGUUCUUCCAAGUGGAUCAGUCGAACGGACAGACAAUCGCUAACCAGAUCUCUUAUAUUCUUUGUAAUAUGUCUUUGUAA